AUGUCCGAGACCGCCGCCCCUCGCUCCCCAAGCGCCAUUUCCCGGCCCGUCAGCGAAGCGCUUCUCAACGAGAAGUGGGAUCGCUGCCUCUCCAACCUCCUCGUCAAGUCCACCCUCGGUCUCGGAUUCGGCGUCGUCUUCUCCGUCCUCCUGUUCAAGCGAAGAGCCUGGCCCGCGUACCUCGGUGCCGGCUUUGGUGCCGGACGAGCCUACGAGGAGUGCAACUUCAACCUGAAGCAGGCCGCCCGAGACCUGAAGAAGCCCGCAGUAUAA
Messenger RNA from Trichoderma citrinoviride, 273 nucleotides. RefSeq names its product DUF543-domain-containing protein. The transcript has 2 exons. The coding region runs from base 1 to 273 and encodes 90 amino acids. Lineage: Eukaryota; Fungi; Ascomycota; Sordariomycetes; Hypocreales; Hypocreaceae. The record is from RefSeq and is a predicted model, not a curated record. Gene Ontology annotation, cellular component: MICOS complex; mitochondrial inner membrane; mitochondrion.